Polyodon spathula (Mississippi paddlefish) is the source of this 4070-nucleotide messenger RNA. Its product is annotated as pleckstrin homology domain-containing family M member 3-like. The transcript is spliced from 8 exons. Lineage: Eukaryota; Metazoa; Chordata; Actinopteri; Acipenseriformes; Polyodontidae. The record is from RefSeq and is a predicted model, not a curated record. Bases 697 to 2835 code for a protein of 712 amino acids.
CCGCUUUCAGUGACGGAACCGCAGCUGACAGCUGGUAAACAGAAGAAGCAGGAAAUAGAAGUCACCAUGCUUUAAAUCACAGUCACAACCCUGUAUGUGAAUCCACAGCCUUUUCUCUUUUCCACUUGUCUGUAACAUGUAUCUCUACAGAGAAUGCCCAAUCCAGUCAUACUCCAUUAAUUAGACAGCCAUGUGGACUUCACUGGAGCUCUGAAUUACAGUCUUGGGCAGUGUGCUGUUGACAGUCACAUCCUAAAUUAAAUCUAUUUAUUCUUUUUCCCAUGCAAGUGGAAUAUAAAUCUACAGUAGUUAACUGUAUUCAGAUGCAUUACACAGUUAACCUGGGCAGCCAAGAUUAUGACGACAAUAAAGUGGAACUGGUUUCUUGAAAGAGACCAAACACUUUAGGAAUGGAGGGCCCUGGCAGAAGACUUCAACCUCUCAAAUUAGCUUCCUUAACCAAAGAAAUUAUAUUGCACUUAUAAAUAAAAAAAGACCAUCCUAUCUGCUACAAACAGCAUGAAGCUCUCGUGUUGAUAUUUAGUAAGCAGGCUGAGUGCCCCUUUUUACAAAAAAGGGGAGGCUGAUUUGAAACUUCAGCUAUCUGUCAGCCACGUUUGUUUCCCUUGCGGCAUAUACAUUUAUUCAGACUGAGGCCCCAGCUGGUUUCAGUUGGCUGCUACGAAACCGUUUGAAAUGGAUGGGCUAGAAGUAGAGGAUAUCAGCCCGGCGUUGGAGGUCACUGAAGACUUCCUCCACUGUAUUGACUGCCCUGUAGAGAACGGACGGCAACAGCAGCAGCAGCAGCAGCAUGAUAAUUGCAGCAUACAGGAGGUGCCUGAGCUUACUGGGCAGAAGGGCUUCAUCAGCAAGCCUGGGACGACUCACGCAGUCGAGCUCCGAAACAGUUCCCUCAGGAGCCACGGCGGCACUUUCUGGGGCUUGCUGAGCAAGGAGCAGCUGAAUCAGGGCCGCGAUGCAGCCACCAACAACCUGGAGUGGGCAGAGAAGAAAGAGCUGCCCUCCUUCAACAUCUUCAGCAUGUGUCAGGGCAGAAGGAGCAGGAGCAGGGCCCGUUCCACCAACGACCUGGCGGGCCAGGCCAAAGAAUCGGCAGCCUUCAGACGUGGGCACAACCGUUCGAGGUCCGACGCAAAUUACAAGUCUGUCCCUGAAAACGGAGCCCCCUCCCUGGAGAGGAAUCAGGCUGCCGUCAGUGACCUGCAAAGGAAAGAAGCUUUUCCAAACAUUCUGAAGAAGGGAUACCUGGAGCAAAGGGAAGGCGUGGGCAGCCGCUGGAGCAGCUGUUACAUCGAGCUGUCCCCGUGCGAGCUGCGCAUCUACAACCUGGACAGCAGCGGGAACCAGCAACUCUGCACUGCGUACUCCCUGUCCCACUGCCACAGCGUCGUGGCCACCGACAACCAGGACGCCAAAAUAGUGGACGCCGUCUUCUUCAACAACAUCCGGCUCCAGCUUAGAGCCCAGUCCCGGUGGGAAGCUCUCGAAUGGGAGCAGAAGCUUUUGGAACGAAUCUUGGCAGUGCGGCCAGCUCCACAGGAGGAUAAACCGACCGCCCAGGCUCCCCAACAGCUGAGCAGGCCCACGGCCCUGCCCCUGUUCACACAGCACUGCCAGGAUGUCUUGAAGACCGGGGUGCUGUAUCAGCUGACGAACCAGAACAACUGGCAGGCCUUCACCUUUGUACUGAGUAAGAGCCACCUGGUGGCCUUCCCCACGGAGGGGAGAGGGCCUGUGUCAGACCCCCUCUUCCGGUAUAGCAUCGGGACAUGCAUGGCGGUGCAGCGAGAUGAGAGCGGCGGCUGCGUGUCCCGGUUCCAGGUCAUCUUCCCGGAAGAGGGUCUGUGUCUCCGAGCAGAAAGCGAAAACAAGACCCUGGACUGGGCAGAAGCCAUCAGGGUGGCUGCAGCGUCGCAGAGGGCUUCUGGGCAGCCCUCUCAUGUCACCCUCCGGGGGAAGCCUGCCAAGAACUCGCAGAGGAGCAAGAGGCAGUCCGUGACCAGCAGCUUCCUAGGCAUCCUCACCACCCUCGCUGUGGAGAAGGGACUCACAGCCCAGAGCUUCAGGUGUGCAGGUUGUCAGAGGCCCGUGGGACUCUCUCAUGGAAGAGCCAAGGUGUGUUGCUACAGCGGCUUGUAUUACUGUCAGAGCUGCCACGAAGACGACGUCUUUCUCAUCCCUGCCAGGCUCGUCCACAACUGGGACACAAGAAAGCACAAGGUGUCCAAGCAGGCCAAGGAGUUCCUGGAGUUUGUGUUGGAGGAGCCCCUGAUCGAUAUUCAGCUGCAGAACCCCUGCCUGUACGCUCACGUAGACUCGCUAGCGGCUGCCCUGCGCCUCAGACAGCAGCUCAAGUCCCUCCGAGCAUACCUGUUCAGCUGCAGGGCUGGCGUGGCUGAGGACCUUCGAAGGAGGAUUUUCCCUAGAGAAUACCUUCUUCAGCACAUCCACCUCUACUCUCUGUCUGAUCUGCAGCAGGCUAUUGAAGGCAAGCUGUCUCCUUUCCUCUCGAAGGUUAUUAAGUUCGCCAGCUCCCACGUCUACAGCUGCAGCCUGUGCAGCCAGAAAGGCUUCAUCUGUGAGAUUUGCCAAAAUGGACAAGUCAUUUACCCCUUCCAGGACACGGCUACCAAGCGCUGUGAGGGCUGUGGAGCUGUCUUCCACGCCGAGUGCCGCUUGAAGGCUCAGCCCUGCCCCCGGUGUGUGCGCAGGGAGAUGCACAAGAAACCCCGCUCCUUCUGGAGGAAGCUGAACUUGGACGAGAGCGCAGAGGACUCCUGGAACAACUUCGAGAUGCCUUUCCAGAGCACCUGAAGAGAGGGCCCUGCGUGAGACGGGCCCCCGCAACCAGCCAGCAAGGGAAGGACCCGCCUCUGAGCCCCCAGUUCUACAAGGGAAGUGGGAAUGUUAGGGAAUAUCAUGUUUGAAAUGUAGCUGUACAUUCCCGAACAAACAUGAAUCUAAAAAAUUCAAAGUUCAAAAUUCACAGAAAUGACUGGACGGUGUUUUAGGUUAGCAGGAUACAUUCUUCUAUCAUUUAAGUGCUUUAUAGUUUCCACUGUGACAAAUCAGCAGAAUUUAAUUAGAGGAGUACUGCAAGUGUGACGCCAAGUGAACCUUCACUGAAAAGAUACAAUGCAGGAGAAUAACUGUCAGCAUGUGUAACAUGACUACCAUGCUGGAUAUUCCCUUUGUAGACCUCUGGGAAGAGCGAGUCAGAACCUGCUCAAAUUCACCAGUUUGUCAUAUCACUGAUGGUUUACUUCUAUAACAACCAAUAGCCAGUGCUGAAGCCCUGCCAGCCUUGUUAAUAAACAUGUCCUCUCUGUUAGCCUGGUCCCUAGUAGCAGCCUCCGCAUGGAGAGAGAUGCAUUGCCCUUCCUCCCCUUUGGGGCCAGCGUGGCCUGUACCCAAUACCAAACAGAAAAAGUACUUGACUCAAAGUGUACCCUGUACCUAACCACAGCCACAGAAUCCUGAAAUUACCCUGUACCUAACCACAGCCACAGAAUCCUGAAAUUACACUGUACUUAACCACAGACACAGAAUCCUGAAAUUACACUGUACCUAACCACAGCCACAAUCAUGAAAUUACCCUGUACCUAACCACAGCCACAGAAUCCUGAAAUUACACUGUACCUAACCACAGCCACAGAAUCCUGAAAUUACACUGUACCUAACCACAGCCACAGAAUCCUGAAAUUACACUGUACCUAACCACAGCCACAGAAUCAUGAAAUUACCCUGUACCUAACCACAGCCACAGAAUCCUGAAAUUACACUGUACCUAACCACAGCCACAGAAUCCUGAAAUUACACUGUACCUAACCACAGCCACAAUCAUGAAAUUACCCUGUACCUAACCACAGCCACAGAAUCCUGAAAUUACACUGUACCUAACCACAGCCACAGAAUCCUGAAAUUACACUGUACCUAACCACAGCCACAGAAUCAUGAAAUUACCCUGUACCUAACCACAGCCACAGAAUCCUGAAAUUACACUGUACCUAACCACAGCCACAGAAUCCUGAAAUUACACUGUACCAAAC